This is a messenger RNA of Perkinsus marinus ATCC 50983, 468 nucleotides long. RefSeq lists its product as hypothetical. Bases 1 to 468 code for a protein of 155 amino acids. The transcript is spliced from 4 exons. NCBI's taxonomy places the organism in Eukaryota, Perkinsozoa, Perkinsida, Perkinsidae. The record is from RefSeq and is a predicted model, not a curated record.
AUGGUUGAGGAUACUCCUCCACAGCUGGAGUCUCUCCAACCAACUGAUGAGGUGUCCCCGAGAGACGACGCCGCUGAUUUCCACGACCCUACGGACCUCUCUAGCCAAUGGCACUGGCACCAGGCCUUCAGGGACACAGUCAAAAACAUGUACCGCACCAACUACCACGACAUGGUUAACCUGAGAGAAGUGGCUGUCCGUAGCGACUUCCCCUCGGGCUAUGCCGGGCACGUGCCCGUGGUAAAGCACGACAUACUCUUCAAAAACACCAAGCUAUGGCAAGACUUCCAGCACGAAUUCAAUAGGGAAGACGUGAGCCCUGUAGGAGUGAGUUGCACAGCCCAAGAUGACAUGAGAGAAUUCCGAAUGACCGACAGACUGCCAGCAUUCGGUGGACAGAAGGCUGGUGUGCCGCAGUACUGUCAAAAUCCUCGAGGAGCCAAUAAGGUUAGGAACAAACAACAAUAA